Messenger RNA from Babesia ovata, 915 nucleotides. RefSeq lists its product as uncharacterized. Gene Ontology annotation, biological process: protein insertion into ER membrane. The record is from RefSeq and is a predicted model, not a curated record. NCBI's taxonomy places the organism in Eukaryota, Apicomplexa, Aconoidasida, Piroplasmida, Babesiidae. Gene Ontology annotation, cellular component: cytosol. Gene Ontology annotation, molecular function: protein binding. Bases 1 to 915 code for a protein of 304 amino acids. The transcript is spliced from 4 exons.
AUGGGAAUUGCGGACAAUCCUAAGUACAGGCGCAUUAACGACGACAUCGCUGCUGGUCGUUUUUACGAUUCUCUGCAACAUGUGUUGAGCGCAUCGCAGAGGGCAGUAAUUGCCAAGCGCUACUCCGAAGCUUUCGAGCUACUCCAUCACUUCGCGGAGGUGUACAUACGAGCAGGUGAAUAUGCUCAAUCCCUCGAGCUGAUGAAGGAGUACAUGAACAUCGCAACGAAUUCUGGCAUAGAGUUCACGGAGGCUAACAUCGACCAAGUGAUAUCGUUUUUCUGCACUGUCAAGGAGUCCCUAAGUUCUGCGCAAGAGCCCUUGGCAGGGCCACUUGCAAAGGACGCCAUUUUGACAAAAUCAGUGGCGAUAGCAGACAGCGCGCUGGAGAUCAAUCCCCAUCCUAAGCUCAGUCUGUGCCUUGGGAAACACCACAUGGAUGAAGGGCAAUUGACUGAUGCGCAGACGUACCUGAUACAGGCACAGGAUAUGGAGGCGCUUUUCAAGUUGUUGGACUACUGGGGAUCCCUUGUUCAGGAACACGAAAGACCCUUUGUAUUUCUGCGUUGCAUUUUGAUUCAGUUAGCAACGGGCGAUUUUUCAUCUGCAAAAUGUCUGCUACUUAUGUUGAAUCAGGAUUUCGAGUCCAGCAAUACGGUCCCGAUACCGCUGCAAAUGGCGUAUAUCUUCACGGAGCUAUUUGAAAACCCCGACUACCUGUUGUACAAAGUAGCGUGCAAGGUAUACAAGCCGGUGAUAGACGCUGAUCCCAACUUCCCACGCCUGGUGCAUCACGUGCGUGAGAGGCUCUUCCCGGGGCACGAAGACCCAAGCGACCCUUACCAGGUCGACCCGACUUUGCCUCAGGGCACGGGUAACCCCUUCGCGUCGUUGCUGAGUUCGUUGGUGUCAUGA